AGGAAUAAAAAUGGUAGAUUUAGAGUUCUCGUGAUAUAAGUUCAGAAAAGAAAUACUGUACCUCAGGCACUGUGCUGGAACACUUUGAUUGGAAGGAAAACUAUGUACGACAUUUUGGUAGUGUUAGGGAAAUUUGCGUGUCAUAGUUUAUAAAGUUUUGGUUGGUAAAGUUGCAGCGUGCGUAUGCCGAUUUUGCGUUUGGAUUUGAAAUAGAUGAUGCUGAUGUGUUAUGUUCGUAUUUAUGAUUAAUUUAUUUCCAUCGAGAUUUUACUAUGACAGAAAUGGAUCAUUCCGUAGUAUUUUAUCAAAAAACCGCAGAACUUGAAGAGAAAUUAAGGAAAAGUGAAGAAGAACGUUUGAAACUAGAAAAGAAUUUUGCUAUAAUGGCAAGAGUUUGUGAUAAAGAGAACCAAGAGCAGGCAGGCACCACCUGAAGGGAAGCCUGCAACAGUUGGGAACAACUGCAAUUGGCCAACAUAUACGGGCAGCUAACAUUCACUAAAGAAGAGGAAAAUGGAACUAAACGCAGCAGGUUGUGCAUGGAUAGCAGUCAUUAGGGCCAGGCAUACGGCAGAAGGCGACACAAUGAGGUGGAACAAUCAUUAAUGCUAACCAUCAAUAAGCUGCUGUACUCGCUCCGCUCAUGCUCUGGGAAGCAGAGUGAGGGAAGAAGCAAGGCUGCGGGCCCUGCAAGACUCGUAUGACAGGUUCCUGAAGGAGCAUCGAAAGCGGAGGAAACGAAAUGACAGGAUACUGCAAACUCUGCAUAGAAUUGAGAACCAGGCUGCUAUGAUGGCUGCAAAAACAGACCGGCUAAAACUCUUGAGACAACAUUAUGAAGCCUACUUGAUGAGAGUCUAUCCUGAAUGGAAAUUACAAAAUCAAAUCCCGAACGGUAAAGGCUAUCUUCACGUAGAAAAGUUCAGGCCAUUAAACACACCACAUCAGUACAUGCCUUCAAAUUGUGCUGAAUAUAACUCUGCAGCAAAGCUGCCCACUGUGCCACAGACUGAUGCAUACAGAAACAUUAUCUCAGGACCGGCGGACAGUAACCCAGUUUUCAUACCUUCACUCAGUGUGACAGACUAUCCACAAGUACAACUUUCUCGCUCGCCAAACAAGAUUUCCACCAUGGGCAGAAAUAUUCUACCUAGCAAAAACCUUGGUGUGAUUGCCAGUGAACAGGCUUAUGUUACGAAACAAGGAUCUAAUGGCAGCACUCAUGGUUUGGACUUAAGAAGUGGACAACUGGAAAGUAAUGCAGGAAAGUCAUUAAGGUUAGUAGGUAGUGGUAUCUUGAAGCCUAAUGAGGACAGUAGACUUGGGAGCAUUUAUGACUUUGAAGCAGAGCAAAACACAAGCCGGGACCUAUUAAAUCUGUCUUUAUCGGACGAUGGUAUUCUACAAGAAGAUUUACCAGUGCACAAUGCCAGAUUGCAGGAUGAUGUGCCAGGAAUGUUAUCCUUGGCUCUACAUAGUGUUGUUAGCAAUGACAGCAAGACAAAAGGGCAAAUUCCCAAGAUAAAGCCAGAACAUGAUCUCUUUCCCAAAAUUCACGAGGCAGGAGUAAGGGUCCCAGAACACGUAACAAGAGAUAACAUAAAGGGAUCAAGUAGAGGGCAUCCUUUUUCUUUGAGGCAAGAAGAAGGGCAAAUUGAUGCUGGAAGUUUCAUGGCAGAUGCUAGACAUGAUGGAAGUGGCUUUCAUGAGAGUGCAGAGAGAAUGAAAUUGAAUGACAUACAUGGAAGUAAUUUACGUGAGAAACACUUGAUGCUGUCACUGGGAAAAACAGUGCAGCCUGAAGCUGUUGAAAUGGUGCAGCAAAAUUUAGAAUUGGUGAAUAACCAUCAGUCUAUUGAGCCUCUGACUACUAACCAGAUCUUACAAAAAGAGAAUAAAAAUACUCAGCUUCGUUUGUUUAGUUCAGGCAAUGCUGCAAGCCAGUCUGCAGCAAGUAUGGCUGCUACAAACAGAGUGGAACAAAAUGUUGUGGUACCAUUAAAAAAAAUAAUUAAUCGUGGUCAAGAAAGAGACUCUAAUGUCAACAUACAACUAUCAAUACAUUCAGACGAAAACUAUGAAUAUCGUAACAAAAGAGACAGUGAUCACAUUGGAGAGAAAAACACAACAGUAUUACAUGAAAAAGAUUCAAAGAAAGACAAUGUAAAGUUUAAUGAACAUAAUGACAGUGAUGAUUACAUAGCUCAAAAACAAGCAUUUAUAGAGAAAAGACAGCAUGAAAAUGAUAUUCCUAAUAACUCUUCCUGCUCAUAUACUGACAAAAUAAAUGAUGAUAUGAUAACAAACAUCCAUGAAACCAAUCAACAAGAAAAGCAUGACGAAAAGUUAAUUGCAGAAGAGGCAGAAACACACAAAAAUGUUAGUAAGGCAAAACAAUAUAGUGUGGAUACAGGGCAGUACAAAAGUGUUGAUAAUGAUUUGCUUUGCACUGGAAAUGAAACUGAACUGUACCAAGCAGUUGGUGAGGAUGGAGAAUAUAUUAGUGGUGAAAUGGGGUAUAACCAAGUAGGAGGGGAAAGUAAGCUGAACAUUGUAGAUGAGGCAGGGCAGUAUGAGUCAGGUGGUGACAAAGGACAGUACCAGAACAUUGGUGAGGAAGAACAAUACAUUGUAGAUAAGACAGGAAAGUGCCAAGAAGUUGGUGAGAAGAAACAGUUUGUUGUUGAUGAGUCGGGACAUUACCAAAACAUUGAUGAUGAUACCAAGUUUAUUUUAGAUGAGACAGGGCAGUCCCAGGAUGUUGGUGAUUGUGAAAAGUACAUUGGAGGUGAGACUGAGCAUCACCAAACAUUUGAUAAUGGUAGACAGAUCUUUGCAGAUGAGGCAGGACAGUACCAAAAAGUUGAUGAGGAUGGGCAGUACAUUGUAGAUGAGGAAGGACAAUACCAAACAGUUGGUGAGGAGGAACAGUACUAUGUAGAUGAGACAGGGCAGUACCAAAAAGUUGGUGAGGAGGGACAGUACAUUGUAGAUGAGGCAGGGCAGUACCAAAAAGUAGGGGAAGAUGGACAAUACAUUGUAGAUGAGGCAGGACAGUACCAAACAGUUGGUGAGGAGGGUCAGUACUAUGUAGAUGAGACAGGGCAGUACCAAAAAGUUGGUGAGGAGGGACAGUACAUUGUGGAUGAGGCAGGGCAGUACCAAAAAGUAGGGGAAGAUGGACAAUACAUUGUAGAUGAAUCAGGGCAGUAUCAAGAAGUUGGUGAGGAGGGACAGUAUAUUGUAGAUGAGACAGGUCAGUACCAAAAAGUUGAUAAGGAGGGAGAGUAUAUUGUAGAUGAGACAGGUCAGUACCAACAAGUUGAUGAGAAGGGACAGUAUAUUGUAGAUGAUACAGGUCAGUACCAAGCAGUUGGUGAAGGAGAGCAGUAUGCGGUGGAUGAAGCAGGUCAGUAUAUUGUUGAUGAGUCUGGGCAAUACCAAAGAGUUGGUGAGGAUGGACAGUACUUUGGAGAUGAAACAGGACAGUACCAAGAAGCUGGUGAGGAGGAACAGUACUAUGUGGAUGAUGCAGGGCAGUUCCAAAAAGUUGGUAAGGAUGGACAGUAUUUUGUGGAUGAGGCAGGACAGUAUCAAAUAGUUGAUGAAACUGGAAAAUAUUCUGUUGAUGAAGCAGGACUUCACCAUACAGUUGGAGAGGGGGCACAGAACACAGUUGAAAUUGGGGAUCACCAGAGAGGCCAUGAGGGUGAAAUGUACAGUGAAGAUAAGCCGGGUGAAUAUGAAACAGGUGCUACAGAGAAAAACACCUCAAAUGAAUCAGAACUGAAUCAAUACCAUGAGAAGGAUGAAGGAUAUACUGUAGACAAAAAAGAACAGUUUCAUCCAAGUACCGACCAAGAGCAAAACAAUGUGAGUGAUGGGAGAGAGCAUGUGACAGCAAAAGCAAGAGUAGAGCAGGGCAUACGUGAUGAUCACAGCUUUGACCCCGUGUACGUAGUUGAGGGAUGUAAGAACAUAGUAGGUGUGGUGGAGGCAGAUGAUAAGGAAGAGAGAGAAGAAGCACUGCUUGGAGUGGGCCAUCCUACUGAUCGGAGCAGCUCUGAUGUGUCUAAUGCUGGUGGUCCGGGCGAGGUGAAGGUGCAGUCGAGCUCUUCCGUGGGGAACCUGGACAACAGUGAUGGGAUGCCUGGAGCUGCCAAAUCACUUCAUGGCUCAGAGGUGCCGCCACAACGGGCGAGCAACAUGGCUGGCAGAGGCAGUCAAGUGGGUGACUCGCAGCCGGGCAGUGGCAAGGGAGAUGAAGUGGCAGCCGGGGAGCAGCAGCUGUCGCGAGAGGCGAUGAACCAGCGCGUGAGGGACGUACUGGGCGGGCUAGGGCAGGAGACGAGCGACGAGAGCAGCGAGGUGCCGGCCCUCCGGCAGCCCUUGCUCCCCAGCAAGAGCCCCGCAGCCAAGAAGCUCCCGGGCUUGUCCAGGACGAUGGAGUCCGACUCGGACUCGCUGCAGCUCAACGCCAAUGACGACAGCGACGACUUUGACUUCAGCAGCGAGAAGUAAAGACACUCUCUAUUGUACGUUACUUUGGCUGUCUCAAGUGUUCCAUAUCUUCAACUCUCAAAUUUUGUUAUACUCUUUGAGGUUAACGUUGGUGCUUGCUGUUUCUGAUAUGAUAGUAUAUUAACAGCAACUUCCUUCGCAGAUUAUUCUAGAUGAGAUUAAUUCACAGUUUGUUUUAUGUGAAUAGUAAUAUUAUAUAAUUGAGUUAAAAACUGAAGAUGUAAUUGGUCUCAGAAUUUUGAAAAAUUAAUUUUUGUAACAUGUUAAGAAGACAACUUAUCUGAGGGGCUGAAGAAAAAGAAUGUGCAUAUAUAUAUAUAUAUAUAUAUAUAUAUAUAUAUAUAUAUAUUUCAUGAAUCAUGGCUAUAUUAUCAUAAGUAGAUCAAAAGCAGCAUGAAUUCAGCCAAACACUUAACUGAAUGUACUUGUCAUGAAUCCUGGUCAGUGAUCACUGAUCUUGGUCAAAUACCUUCCCUAUGUGUUACAAUCAGAUUACAUUAUCUAAAGGCAAGGAAUCACGUUACCUUCGCAACUGAUUAUUGUCACAUCUGUGCUCGUUAAGUGUGCCAUUAGCUCAUUAGAGGCCAUAAAAAUCAAGAGUAUAUGCAGAAGUUUAUUUUGUGGAGGGGUAGGAAUUAGAAACACUUUGCAUGCUGUUUUGUUUUCAAUUUCUUUCCUUUGGUGGGAAUGAUUCAUUUUUAUAAAAAAAAAAAAACAUUUUUUUUUUAUUUUCAGGGGGGGGGGGGGAGUGCCGAUAAUAUAUUCCACCCUAUUCCCUCCUAUGCAUUCGCCCCUGAUAAGGAUGCACAUAAUGAUCCUCACAACUGUUUACGUCUACAAAAAUAGCUGAUAUCCUAUAAGAUAACUUUACCUGGGUCAUUUCUGUUAAAGUGUAAUUUUAGGGAGGUUUCAAAUACAGUCAGUUCAGGCUAUCUGUUUUUUUAUUUGCCAAGAUACUAAACAAAAUUUUGCCUUCUACUGUUCUGACCGAAAUGUGCAUACAGAAAAUUUAAGUAAAAUGCAGGCAGUACCUUUUUUCUGUUGACCUCUGUGUGUGUGCCAUAGUUUCAUUGUCUUCUGCCCACCACACAACAGACUUUUCUUCAUUAUGAGAGCCAGCCUAACUCUCUGAAACUUUUAGUAAGUCUUCUGCAAAAGUUCUCAACAUUAAUAUUUUAUGGUAUUGACAGGAACAGUAACUACUGAAUUAAGAAAUUGAAUUUUUUUUUUUCAUAUUGAAUGAUAUUGGAUUAAUGUCUGAAGAGUUGUGUCACCUAUUUCAGCUUCUUUCAUACCAAUAAGUAGGAACACAGAAAUCAGCUCAAAAAGCCUUAUUCUCAUAAGCAAGUCAGAGAAAGCCAGUUGGCCAUUUUCUUUGAAAUGCUUGCUGUGAGAAACCUGAGAAAGUACAUACAAUUUUUAAUUUAAUUUGAGUACCCAAUGUUGUUGGUUGUACAUUUCAAAUGCACCUAUGGCAUUAUUAUUGUUAUGAUUCAUACAAUUUACAUCUAAUAUCUCCAUAAUUCAACUAGUUAAGAGACAAGAUUUUAUGUUUUAAUUUCUAGGCCCAUUUUGUUUUCAAAAAAAGGAGAUUUGGAGCUGUCUGUAGUGUUUGAAUUUUUUUUUUCCCACGUGAAUAGAAGCAGCUUCAGAAUGUGUUAGCUACCUUCUUAAAAGCCUUUUAGCAUCUGGUUUAAUUUUAAUCCUUUCAACAUAGCCAAAAGAAAAGGGCAUGUGCUUUAUCCUUAAACCCAAGGAGUAUGCAUUGAACUUGUUAAACAUAUCUUAACCAUCAAAUUAGAGAGAGUCCUGCUUAAAGCCCCAGAGUUGCGAGCAACGCAGGAAAAAGAUUGCGCACCAGCUCACUAAUUUAAAACAUUGUGUUCUAAAAUGUUUCACUAGCCAUCACAAGACUUACCUUGUUUUAAUCUGUUGUCUUGGAGGAUUUAUUACAUUUAUUACAUUGUCAUAAAUUGUGUAUUUCUACUUUUAUUUUGCUAGCAUUACUUACAGUAACUUUACAUCUUGGCUUAACUUGAGCAAGCACGUCCAUUUUUUUUUGUCAUUGAUUCGGACACAGACACUGUUUUAUGAAAAGAAAAUAUACAUUGUGGAUAUACGUAUUAGUUUUAAGUAUGUGAUAUAACAUUUAAUUUUUUAUGCUGUUCAAAAUUAAAUCACUUCUUUGUGAUUCAAAAAUUUUCAUAUUGGUGUCCAGAAGAAGUCAUAUAUAUGUAUUUGGAAACAUAAUUUUAAAUAGCAAUAUAGUAUGUUAUGUCUUUUAACAGUAAAAUUAAUUAAAUAGUCAACAAAUAUGAAUAAAUGUAUAUGAUAUAUUGUAACCAUUAUAUGUGUACCUGCCGAUCGAAGUUAUGCCCUAAUUUGUUCCAGGAAAACAGAGCACUAAUCAAAAAUGUUUUUUCCAUAAGCAUAUAUAUGUUAAUCAAAAUAAUUUGUUUCUAAUCAUGUAAGUGUGCUGGCUGACAACCAUUUUAAUCAAGUCACUAGUCCCAUUGAAAUAUAUUUACAUUUCUAAUAUAUGUCUAAAUAACAUUUGAUGUACAUUUAAAUAAAUUUUAAUUUUGAUAUUAAAAAACCUAAAAUUAAAUUACAGUAUAAAAAAUUUCUUAGGCCACAUUUUUGACAUAACAGGACUUGGGCAUAACAUUACCUAACUAGUAGACCUGUGCGAAUAUUAAAAUUUUUGAAUACAAAUAUGAAUAAAUAAAUUAUUCAUAUUUGAUUCAACCUAGAAUACUAACACUUCGAAAUAAUUUAUAUUAGUUUCCUAACGAAUAUUAGACAUAGCAUACCUCAGGACAUUGUCUUAUGCCAACGUUUACUGUUGAGGUUUUUUCUGCAGUAUAAAUACCCUUUUUUAUGUUAUAAUGGGACAUCAUAAUAAAAAGUAUGAACAGUAAGUGACGUUUUAAACAUGCAACAAGUAUUAAAAAUUUUUUUUGACUAUUUUCUUGUUAAAUAGUAAUGGGAAAAUCGCGUGGACAAUCCAAAACACGGCACUUUAGUCAUUUCAAAUUUGAAAAUAAAAUAUUAUUUGUAUUUUAUCACACUUACUAAAAAUUUGGGGGGGGGGGGGGGGGGGGGGAAGUCAACAACCAUUGACUACAACACCACUAAACACGGACACUCCAUUGAGAUAGGCUUUAAAAGAAGUAAUCGUAAUAAUUUCAACAGCUUGUAAAUCGAUAGUUGCAAUUGAUCUAACACCAUGUAAUACAGUAGCAGUUACUUACUGUAUAUAUCUAUGAUGAAACAGACGUUGCUACACAAAAAUAAAAUAAAAAAAUAAUGGUUGAAGAUUGCAGAUGAAAUUAGCAAAAAUUGUUUUUAUAAUAUUGCUGAACUAAAAUACAAUUUACCUGGUGGCCGUUCAACUACGAAAACUCAUGAAUAACUAGGGUUUAAAUAUUUAAAUAUGAAAUGAUUCAGUCACCAAUUAGGAAGGACAGCAUUAAAAAAAAAUUAACAUUUUUUGUAACUAGAUUGCAAUGGAUUUCAUGGUACGUAUUUUGCGGUUAGCGAAAAUUUUCUGGAUAAAUCUGCAGAGUAACAGGUUGUAGAAAAUAAGGCAAAUAGGAACUGAAAUGAAAAGUUGGUUGGUUAGGUUAUGUUAAGUUAGGUUAGCUGCAUAAUAAAAAAUAAUUAUUUCAUAAUUUUAAUAUUUAAAAAAAAAAAAAACAUUUGCUUUAUAAUUAUUGAAGCUGAAUUAACUUAACCAAACUUUCUCUUUAGUAUUAUUUGUCUAAUUUUUCAGAAGUUAUUACAUGACAUGAAAAAAUAUUUAUUGGGAUUCUAUUUCUUAUUCUUACUAUUUGUAUUCAAUAUUUGUGUUCGCGAAUAAUUUUAUAUUCGUAUUCAAAUUAAACUAAAAGACUGAUAUUCGCACACGUCUAAGUAGACAAUAACAACAUUUUUGAUUUACAAAAUAAUAAUUAAAAUAAUAAUUUUAUUAAUAUGGAAGUGUUUUUUCUAUUGUUAGAAAGAUUAUUUAACUUCUAACAUAAUUCCAGACACUGCUGUUUACCAAAUGUGUGGUUGCCAUGAUUUGCCACAAGCACAUUCUAGUAGGCGCCAGGUAAACUAGCCCUGAAAGUUCUGGCUUUUCUCACUAGAGAUGCUGCUGAUUUGCAGGAUGACAUAAUAUAAACCACUGAAAUUAUACAGAAGAAGUCUGAAUUCAGCCAUUAAACUUGGGCUGCAAGGUCAUUACGACAAUAUGAGUUGAAAACCUAUGUAUGGUGAAGUGAUUCCCUAGGCUGGUGUAAAUCUUUGAAGUUGGCGCUGAACAACAUUUUUAUUGUAAAUAAUACAUAAAGUAUUUAAGAUAAAACACUGAGAGCCUGAUUUACGUUUAAUUGAACAAAGUUCUACAACCACAGCAAAUUUUGUCACUAGUAAAAUUUUUCAAUUGAAAUAAUUGAGGGUAACACUUUUCAUUUCCACAUAUUGUUUUGGCAUGUUACUACCUCCAAUUAUUUCAAUGAAUAAUUUUACUACAGCAACUAAAUGCGCGUGGUAGAAUUUAAAUCAAUUAAACAUAAUCUAGACACUCAGUUUUCAAUCUUAAAUACUUUUUCUAUUAUUUACAGUAAAAAUGUUAAUCCCUAACUUCAAAGACUUACACCAGCCUUGGAAAGCACUUUAUACCAUAAGUCGUUUAGGUCUUCCACUUAUUUUGUCAUGAUGAACCUGCAGCCCAAGUUUGUUGUUCAAAUUCAGACUAAUGCUGUAUAAAAUGGGCUAUAGUAAAUACGCAAUGAAGGAAGUGAAUAUGUAUUAAGGAAUUAGCAAAAUAUUGUUUGUUGAUGUCACAUUAUUGAUUAGUUGCAUUGUAUUUAAUGCUAUAUGAGUGCCAUUGUGACUACUUAUACCCAGAAAUUAAAAUUCACUUAAAGAAAAAAGUGAUAUUUCAAAUCUUUGAUCACGUUACUUCAAAUCAUGCUGUAAUUUUGUGGCGUGUUUACUUCUAAAUCACGCUAAUUGAGGAGUGUAACUUCGAUGUGCAGGUGUACUUAAAAUUAUCAACACAGUAAAAUUUUUGGUUAGGGAUAUAGUCAUUUAUUAAAAUAUGUGUGUUAUUGCUAAUCUCUAAAAGUAUUAAUAUUGAACUUUUAGUGAUAGGUUUGGCACAUAUGAGAAGCUAAUAAUCUGUGAUAGCAAAUAACUUAGUACAGCAAAUGUAUCUAGGCAAAUUAUAGAAAUAAGUCGACAGAUAACUGUCAUUUGUUAUUUUAUUUGUUAAGUGUAUAUAAACAUUUUUUAUUGUAACACAUUUCAAAUUUUAUAAAAUGGCAAAAUAAUAUGUUUCCUAUAAAAACUGUGCAUAGUCGUAAAAUGCUAAUAAAAUACAGUUAAUAUUAA
This is a messenger RNA of Bacillus rossius redtenbacheri, 9903 nucleotides long. RefSeq lists its product as uncharacterized. NCBI's taxonomy places the organism in Eukaryota, Metazoa, Arthropoda, Insecta, Phasmatodea, Bacillidae. The record is from RefSeq and is a predicted model, not a curated record. The transcript has 8 exons. The coding region runs from base 790 to 4521 and encodes 1243 amino acids.